Messenger RNA from Drosophila rhopaloa, 10936 nucleotides. RefSeq names its product protein lap4 (gene scrib). Gene Ontology annotation, cellular component: postsynaptic membrane; adherens junction; postsynaptic density. Bases 496 to 9843 code for a protein of 3115 amino acids. Gene Ontology annotation, molecular function: protein binding. Gene Ontology annotation, biological process: neurotransmitter receptor transport postsynaptic membrane to endosome; neurotransmitter receptor transport, endosome to postsynaptic membrane. Lineage: Eukaryota; Metazoa; Arthropoda; Insecta; Diptera; Drosophilidae. The transcript is spliced from 29 exons. The record is from RefSeq and is a predicted model, not a curated record.
ACUGCUCGAAACGUUGUUGUUGCGCGCGGGCGGACGACGAAAUCGUGAGAAAAUUGAACGAAAGCCACUGGAAAACACGGAUGAAAACAACGGCGCAUUCGGCUCGUGAUUUCGACCGCUUUUGAGUGAGAAAAACCCGCCUGUUUUUUUCUAACUGCAUUUUAAAGCGUGCGUGUGCGUGUGUGUGUGCGCGCGUGUACGUGUUCGAUUCGUUUGGACGCGCUUUGCAAUUUCUGUUAUUCUGUGUGGUUCCUGUACUACAGUAAAUACUCGCCGAAAGUUGUGUGCGGCCAAAAAAUGUGGGCGAAACGUGUGCGAUAAGUAAAAGCCCGUUUAUAAAAGUCUGCAACUAAAUGCCCACCAGUUGGCCAAGUUAAGAGACCAUCCUACGAUCAAAACGACAUAACUUUAUAAGACCCCAAAUAAUUCGAAAAAGCCGGCAAAACGACGUCCAAGAAGAAGCAGACGCAGCCGACGCGGCCGAAGACGAGCAGCAUGUUUAAGUGCAUUCCCAUCUUCAAGGGCUGCAAUCGGCAGGUGGAGUUCGUGGACAAGCGCCACUGCUCCCUGCCGCAGGUGCCCGAGGAGAUCCUGCGCUACUCCCGCACCCUGGAGGAGCUCUUCCUCGAUGCCAACCACAUCCGGGACUUGCCCAAGAAUUUCUUCAGAUUGCAUCGCCUGAGAAAGCUGGGACUGAGUGACAAUGAAAUUGGCCGCCUGCCGCCGGAUAUACAAAACUUUGAAAAUCUCGUCGAGCUCGAUGUUUCACGCAAUGACAUACCCGACAUUCCCGACGACAUCAAGCAUCUGCAGAGCCUGCAGGUGGCCGACUUCAGCUCGAAUCCGAUACCCAAGCUGCCCUCGGGCUUCUCCCAGCUGAAGAACCUGACCAUCCUGGGCCUUAACGACAUGUCGCUCACCACAUUGCCAGCGGACUUUGGCAGUCUGACGCAGUUGGAAUCGCUGGAGCUGCGCGAGAAUCUGCUCAAGCACCUACCCGAGACAAUAAGCCAGCUCACGAAGCUAAAGCGACUGGAUCUGGGCGACAACGAGAUCGAGGAUCUGCCGCCCUACCUGGGCUACCUGCCCGGCCUUCACGAGCUCUGGCUGGACCACAAUCAGCUGCAGCGACUGCCGCCGGAGCUGGGACUUCUGACCAAACUGACCUACCUCGAUGUGUCCGAGAAUCGGCUGGAGGAGCUGCCCAACGAGAUCAGCGGUCUGGUCAGCCUGACUGACCUGGAUUUGGCCCAGAAUCUGCUCGAAUCGCUGCCCGAUGGCAUUGCCAAGUUAAGCAGACUGACAAUCCUUAAACUGGACCAGAAUCGAUUGCAGCGCUUAAACGACACGCUCGGAAACUGUGAAAACAUGCAGGAGCUUAUUCUCACAGAGAACUUCCUCUCCGAGUUACCAGCCUCCAUUGGCCAGAUGACCAAGCUAAGUAAUCUGAACGUGGAUCGCAACGCGCUGGAGUACCUGCCCCUGGAGAUUGGUCAGUGUGCCAAUCUGGGCGUGCUAAGUCUGCGGGACAACAAGCUGAAGAAACUGCCACCGGAGUUGGGCAACUGCACCGUACUGCAUGUGCUCGACGUGAGCGGGAAUCAACUGCUGUAUCUGCCCUAUUCGCUGGUCAAUCUGCAGCUGAAGGCCGUUUGGCUGUCGGAGAAUCAGUCACAGCCGCUGCUAACUUUCCAGCCCGACAUGGAUGCGGAGACGGGCGAACAGGUGCUGUCCUGUUACCUGCUGCCCCAGCAGGAAUAUCAGCCAAUUACCCCAGACUAUCCACCCAUGACGCUUUAUAGAUCAAGCGAAAAAUUCGAUUCAACGGAAUUCUUCAGUUAUCAGCAAAAAGCCCGCGACCUGGAAUCGGAUUCGGAGCCGUUCGAGGAGCGCGAACCGUCGCGCACCGUGGUCAAGUUCUCGGAGGAGGCCACCCAGGAGAAGGACACGCCCUUCGUGCGUCAGAACACGCCGCAUCCUAAGGAUCUCAAGGCCAAGGCACAGAAGCUGAAGGUGGAGCGCAGCCGGCACGAGGAGCACGCCAAUCUGGUCACGCUGCCGGAGGAGAACGGCACCAAAGUAGCAGAGACUCCAACCGAGACCCGAACCAUUACAAAUAAUCACCAACAGCAGGUGCAGCCAGUUCAGCAACCAAUCGUUGGUGUAAAUUCCAAACAGCCAGUAGCUGUGGGUGUUGUCUCUCCAAACACAGCAACAGUUGCGCCACCAACUGUACAGGGUGCCUCAGAGGGCACCAGUACCACCGCCAAUAAUGUGAAGGCAGCAACAGCAGCCGUGGUUGCCGAACUAGCAGCCACUGUUGGUACCACCGAUGAGGGUCAAGAUGAUGAUGAGCAGGAGGAUGAGUUCGAAUCCGAUCGCCGUGUAGGCUUUCAGGUGGAGGGCGAAGAUGAUGACUUCUAUAAGCGACCACCCAAAUUGCACAGAAGGGACACCCCGCAUCAUCUGAAGAACAAGCGUGUCCAGCAUUUAACCGACAAGCAGGCCAGCGAGAUCCUGGCCAAUGCCCUGGCCUCCCAGGAGCGAAAUGAUACCACACCGCAGCACUCGUUGUCCGGCAAAGUGACAUCGCCCAUAGAGGAGGAAGAGCAGCUAGAGGUGGAGAGGGAACAGGACCAACAGCAGCAUCCAUUCGACUCGUCGCUCUCGCCCAUUCCAGCUGGCAAAACAGAGGCUAGCACCGACCCAGACAACUUGGAUGGGGUAACGGAGCUGCGUGUGGAGCAGUAUGAAAUACACAUCGAACGCACUGCAGCCGGCUUGGGUUUGAGUAUUGCCGGUGGCAAGGGUUCCACACCUUUCAAGGGCGACGAUGAUGGGAUCUUCAUAUCAAGGGUCACCGAAGCCGGGCCCGCCGAUCUGGCUGGCUUGAAAGUGGGCGACAAGGUGAUCAAGGUCAACGGCAUUGUCGUCGUGGAUGCGGAUCACUAUCAGGCGGUGCAGGUGCUGAAAGCCUGUGGAGCCGUUCUGGUUUUGGUGGUCCAGCGAGAGGUGACCCGGCUGAUUGGACACCCCGUGUUCAGUGAGGAUGGCAGUGUUUCGCAGAUCUCGGUGGAAACAAGGCCACUAGUAGCAGAGGUUGCCCCUCCAGCGGCGUCUGUUAGCCACGAGCGUUACAUCCCGGCACCCAUUGAAGUUGUGUCUCAACAGCAACAGCAACAGCCGCAGCAGCUUCAACAACAACAGCCAAUUCAGCAGGUUGCUCCCACCCAUAGCUAUUCGGGCAAUGUUUUUGCCACACCUACUGCCGCACAAACCGUGCAGCCUGCUGCCCCCAAUGGAUUGCUACUGAAUGGCAGGGAGGCGCCUCUGAGCUACAUCCAGCUGCACACCACGCUUAUUCGUGAUCAAAUCGGGCAAGGACUGGGCUUCAGCAUUGCGGGCGGAAAGGGUUCGCCACCGUUCAAGGACGACUGCGAUGGCAUUUUCAUAUCGCGCAUCACGGAGGGUGGACUGGCGCACCGCGAUGGCAAAAUUAUGGUGGGCGACAGGGUCAUGGCGAUUAACGGCAACGAUAUGACUGACGCGCAUCAUGACGCAGCCGUCGGCUGUCUGACUGAACCGCAGCGAUUUGUGCGCUUGGUAUUGCAACGGGAGUACCGAGGCCCGCUGGAACCACCGACGAGUCCACGUAGUCCGGCCGUGCUUAACUCGUUGAGCCCCUCCGGAUAUCUGGCCAACCGACCAGCUAACUUUAGCCGAGCUGUCGGGGAAGUUGAGCAGCCUUACAAGUACAACACCCUGGCUUCGACCACGCCCACAGUCACACCCACACCCACUGUGCCAGCUAGCUUAAACAACAAUAAUAAUACGCUGCCCAGCAGCAAAACUAAUGGAUUUGCCGCUGCUGCCACGAUAGACAGUGCCACGGGGCAACCUGUGCCGGCUCCUCGUCGCACCAACUCCGUUCCGAUGGGCGAUGGAGACCAUGGAGCGGCCUCCACAUCUAGUGGUGAUUCCGGCGAGGCUCAGCCUUCCUCGUUGCGACCGCUGACCAGCGACGAUUUUCAGGCGAUGAUCCCGGCACACUUCCUCAGCGGCGGCAGUCAGCAUCAGGUGCAUGUGGCCCGGCCCAACGAGGUGGGCGUGAGUGCCGUCACGGUUAAUGUCAAUAAGCCUCAGCCGGAUCUACCCAUGUUCCCGGCGGCACCCACCGAACUUGGCCGCGUCACCGAGACCAUCACCAAGUCCACGUUCACGGAGACGGUGAUGACGCGCAUCACCGACAAUCAGUUGGCGGAACCCCUGAUCAGUGAGGAGGUUGUGCUGCCCAAGAACCAGGGCUCGCUAGGAUUCAGCAUCAUUGGCGGCACGGAUCAUUCCUGUGUGCCUUUCGGCACUCGAGAGCCAGGCAUUUUCAUAUCGCAUAUUGUGCCCGGCGGGAUUGCCUCCAAGUGCGGCAAGCUGCGCAUGGGCGAUCGCAUAUUGAAAGUCAACGAGGCGGAUGUUUCCAAGGCCACUCAUCAGGAUGCCGUGUUGGAGCUUCUGAAGCCAGGGGAUGAUAUCAAACUGACCAUUCAACAUGAUCCCUUGCCACCAGGCUUCCAGGAAGUGCUCCUCAGCAAAGCGGAGGGCGAACGCCUGGGAAUGCACAUCAAGGGCGGUCUGAAUGGGCAGCGCGGUAAUCCCGGAGAUCCCUCGGACGAGGGUGUGUUUGUGUCCAAAAUUAACUCUGUCGGUGCGGCCAGACGGGAUGGAAGGCUUAAGGUUGGCAUGCGUCUGCUAGAGGUUAAUGGACACUCGCUGCUGGGCGCCUCGCACCAAGAUGCGGUCAAUGUGCUGCGCAACGCCGGCAACGAGAUUCAAUUGGUCGUCUGCAAAGGCUACGACAAGUCCAAUUUAAUUCAUUCCAUUGGCCAGGCCGGCGGCAUGAGCACUGGCUUCAACUCGUCUGCAUCCUGCAGCGGUGGCAGUCGCCAAGGUUCGCGUGCGUCGGAAACGGGGUCGGAAUUGAGCCGGAGUCGAAGUGUAUCCAGUCUGGACCACGAGGAAGAAGAUCGCCUGCGACAGGAGUUCGAUGUUUUCGCCUCAUCUCCGACGCCUCCUGCUGCCACCACCACCAUUACGCCCACACCCACACCCACGCCAGCGGCAUCUGCUGAUUUACCAGCUCCGGACACGCCAGCUACCCAGACCGUGGCGCUUAUUCACGCAGAACAGGCCCAUCAACAACAACAACAGCAGCAGGCGCAGACACAGCUGGCGCCUUUGGGUCAGGAGAAGAGCACUCAGGAGAAGGUGCUGGAAAUUGUACGCGCGGCUGACGCCUUCACCACCGUGCCACCGAAGUCACCGUCGGAGCACCACGAGCAGGAUAAGAUACAGAAGACGACGACGGUUGUCAUAUCGAAGCACACGCUCGACACGAAUCCAACCACCCCCACAACGCCGGCGGCGCCUCUUCCCAUUGCGGCCGCCGAGUCAGUGAACUCUGGUCCUGCUCCUUCUCCAGUUGCUGUUCCAACUUCUGCUCCUGCAUCCUCGGCAGGUUCGGUGCCAGUUCCAGCCGUGGCCGUGCAGACGCAAACGACCUCUGCGGAGAAGGAUGACGAGGAGCAGUCGCAACUACAGCAACGAGGCACCCAGACGCCCGAUCGCCUAGCCCCCGGCGCACGUUACUCCUACCAGCAGAUGCUGGAGUCGCAGGAGGAGAAUCGAACAGCUGGCAAGGCCACCCAGUCAAAGCCCAAGAAGGCUGAGCCGGUGUAUAUUAUAGAUGACGAGGAUGAGGACGACGAGGAGGAGGAUGAAUAUGAGGCAGAUUCCCAGAAGCUAGACGACAUCGAUGCUAUUCUGGAGGAGGACGAGGAGGAUACCGAGAGCUCUCCGCCUUUGGAAGUGCAGUCCCCACCUUCCUAUGCAGACACUGAUUCUGACACCUUCGACCGCCGACGUGGACGCUACACCAGCGAUUCGGAGAGUGACUGCCGGCCUUACAAACCGUCGAGAUCGGGACGUAGCACGCCGGAAUAUGGAGGUCAUCGGAAGUCUGUAAGCUUCGAUCUCAGCGGAGACGAGCGAUCUAGAUCGGACUACGAGCGAUCCCGCUCUCGCACCCCAGACGGAUACACUCGGGCCUACGAUUCGGAGCAGGAUACACGGGGAUCGGGACGCAAUCGCUUGCCACGAAAGGGUAUCCUGCGCGCUACCAGUCCGUGCUCCACGUUGGAGAAAGCUGAGCCCAUUGUACCAGCCGUAGCACGCAUUCGAGAAGUGGAAUCCCCGCAACUGCAGCGAGUUUCACGAGCUACUUCUCCAGAUCUCCCCGGUGAACUGGAUCGAGAAAAUCCCUUCCGGCAUCCCACACCCGAAGACGAUGAGUACACGAGGAUAGCCAAGGAGGUCAGCAGGUCACCACGUUCUCCACGCACCACCCGCGAACAGUUCUUCUUUGGUGCCUCGAGAUCUAACGAGGAUUUGCUGGAGCAAUCCCAGUCGCAAUCCAGUGGACGCAGUACACCCAACACUGUGAUCUCCAAAUCCACGGAGAAUCUUACGGGCACUCGACCGAAAAUACCUCCGCCCACGGCGCCAAAACCGCAGUUGAAGAAAGCCAAUAUAGUGCGAAAUGUGGCGCUGGAAACCUUCCAGGCCAGCGAUGUGGGACAAGGGGAUUUCACGGUAUUCGAGCACGAUGCCAGCACGAAUACGAUCCAUCCCGUGGAGGCGAAACUGCCAGUGAGGGUGGUGACCAAGACGAAACCGAGUCGCCCUAGGGAAUCACCACCACCGCCGCCUGUUAACUUCGCCACGCUGCCCAAGAUACCCAGCACACCCAUUUUGCGGGAAACGGAGGAGUCCAUCUAUAUGGAGGCCCUGCCACCCACGCCCUCCCAGCUCCGGCCACACGAAUUCCUGCACGAGAAUUCGCCCGAUAAUAUUCUGGUUUCGCCGCAGGAGCACCGCGAGUAUUUGCUGCGGGAGAACGAGCUAAGGAAUCAGUUGCGGGCACCCCACGAACCAGCACCGCCCGUUCCCAUUGUCGGCGGUGGAUAUUCGUCAACACCUGCCAGCAGGGACGGAGCAGAGCAGCAGCAGGCCACAGCCAAGCCAACACCGACUAAAGUGCCUAAAUCGGUUUCCGAUAAAAAACGCUUCUUUGAGUCAGCCAUGGAGGAUCAACACAAGCCCACACAAAAGACAGACAAAGUUUUCUCAUUCCUGUCAAAGGAUGAAGUAGAAAAGCUGCGACAGGAGGAGGAGAGGAAAAUUGCAACAUUGCGCCGUGAUAAGAAUUCCAGAUUACUGGAUGCCGCCAACGACAACAUUGACAAGGACGCCGCCGAGAAGCACCAUGGUAACAGCAACAGUAACAGCAGCGGCGAGGAUAAUGAUGACAGCGACCAGGCGGAGGACAUCGCUCGCGGGGAUUUCGUUGACAACGCCGCUCUGGGCCACUUGGAUGAUGCGGAGGACAUGAGAGCCGCACAAAGUUUGGCGCAGACAAUGCCACAUGCCCCCAGCAAAAUACCCAAACAGAAGCAAGAAAAGAAGGCCGUUUCUGAGGUGAGGGCGAAACACGUUGGGGCUACUCCCACGGCAGUUGAUCCGCCCAAGCCCUCGCUGCUGCCCAAGCCAAAGGUCAAGGUUGUCAUUCCACCGGCCCUGCAACAACGUCUUAAGCAGCAAAAGGAACAGCAAUCCCAGCCCGAGGAGCCCUCGAUUCCGGAGGAGGGACAUCAUGAGCCGGAGGAUUCGCCCUCCGCCGCAGGAGGCAGUCGCAUUCCCAUAAGAACCCUGAAGGCCGAACGCCGCGCCCUGGCCUCGGCUGCCCGCCAAUCUGGACUUAGUGUGGAGGAGUAUCUUGGGCAACUGGAGACGCAGGCCUCAGAUCCGGCCACUUCGCCCACUACGCCCACCGGCAAAAGCCGUUCCAUGAUUAAUGCUGAGAAGCGCGCCUCUUGGCGGGCAGCUCGUCUUCGAUCACUGGAGCAGGGAGCCGUGGAGGCCCAGGAUGUGAUCAAGAACAUGCGCAAGAUGACCGACGAUCUGAUCACCCACGAGUCCAGAGCCAGCGAGGCUCAGCCGAAAAUAGUCUUUCCCAAAAUUGCCAUAAAAUCGAGCGAUGGUCCAGUCAUUGUGCGCGAACGCGAGAAAAUACUCGAUGAGAAGAUUGUGCGCCGCACUGAGGAGGUGCCCUGCCCCAUUACGGGGCGACCUCAACUGCGCACCGUCGAGUACAUUGAGAAAAUCAUCGAGACGGAGGUGGAGACCUGCAAGGAGCGCAUCAUAUCCUUGGAGCUGCAAGUGCCCGAAACGGAGGAGGGCACCCUAGACGAAACUCAACCGCCAUUGGAGCUCGGGGCAGAUGAUUUUGAGGACAAUGCGGCGAAAGAGGACGAAGAUGACUUCGAUGACUAUGACGAUGAGGAUGAGGAGGAGGAGGACACUGCCUCCAUUGUGACCGUGCAGGCGAACAAUGAGAAGCUGUUCCUGCGCCACGAUUCCGAUGGCUAUGGUCCUUCGUCCAUCGAGAGCGUUGCAUCCGGCAAGGUCCGCAUCAAGCCCACGCCGCUCUCGCUCCACCAAACGCUGGCCAAGGAGACGACCAUUGUGGAGGUCCUGAACCCAGUCAUCGGCGGCGACGGCAGUGCCCGCACCAUCCACGUGAGCGGUGGCCUACCCUUCGACCCGGAGGACUUUGAACAGGGGGCCGUGGCCGUGUUGCGCAGCGAAACUUUCGUCCUGCCCGGAGCCACCGGCGGUGGAAGGUCUGAGUUGUCAUUAAAUGCUAAAAUGAAAACCGUGCUCGAGGAGCUGCUGGAGAACGAGCGCGUCAAAUUGAAUUUGCAAAAGAGCCUUGAGGGCGAGGAGGAGGACGAAGACGAUGAGGAUGGCAGUGCCUAUGGCGACGCGCGGGAUGAUGAGGAGAGCGCCUACGGCGAUGCCGUCGAUGAUGUUGUUGACUUUGGUGGCGCCACGGUCACAAGCCGCGCAGCUAAUGACCAGGAUGAUGCCAAGAACGGCAAUCAGCAGCUGCUCGAGGAGCUGAUUAAGGACAGCAACCGCAACACAAUAAUUGCUAAAUUGGCGGGCCAAUUGUCGGACGAUGAUGAAGAGGACGACGACGAGGAGGAGGAGGAUGAGGAGAGUAGUGACUCCUCGGACGAGGACAGCGAUGACUCCGACGAGGAGGACAAUGCUGAGCAGCAGCUGAAUGUCACCUAUGUGCAGGGCGCCCAGGUGAUCGAGAAUCUCAAUACGCUGGCCACGGGCAGCAAGCUGCAAAAGUCACAGACCUACACGACCAUCAAGCAGGCUGAGGAGCCAAGGGAAGUGGAACAGAAGGAGGAGCAGACCGCAUCCUCGGAGAAGGCAUGUGGAGCUGACACCCUGGCCCUGUUGCAGGCCGAGCAACGCGCCCUGGCGGAGAUCUCAAAGCAGUUGCGCAAGUCCGUUGAGGAUUUGCUCAGCGCCGAUGGCGAUACUGUCGUUGAAACGCAAAGGACCUACACUUUGCCUGCGGCCAGCGACAAAUCAGCGGUGGUAACCGUAACCGAGGUUGUUAAAAAGAAGAAAAAGAAGGGCGAAUCUGGGGAGGAACUAUUCAACCGCCUUCUAAGCGCGGGCGAGUCGGAGCGACAGGUCUUCGACCGACAGCAGGGCGAGACCAUAACGACCACCACCACCACCACCGAGGCUUUAAGUUCGGAGGACAACGAGCCAAGCACCAGUGUGGUGACCACCACUCGGACCGUGUCCAAUAUUGUGACUAGCGGAAUUCCCAGACCAGAAACCAGCAAGCAGAACAACCGCAGCGGCAACAGCAGCAGCGGCAACAAUAACCGCAACAAGAACAAGCGAAAGGGCAAAAAGAAGUAGAGGAUAUCCUGCAGCAGCUGGAAGGAAAUGGGAUAAAGUGUCGAAGUUGCGUAUACGCCGUGUGGUGGGUAUGAGUAUGUGAUCCGAGCGAUUUCUUACACGCACAACCUCCCGCACAGAAACACUCGCCCACACAUAUCAGCGUGUUAGAGAGCUCGCUGUCCAUGAUAUAUACCCACUAAUUGUAUACAUAUGUAUAUUAUGUAUGUACGAUAUUCGCAUAUGUAUUGAUAAUUUUAAUUAAUUGUGCAAAUAAUGUGUCCCCUGCAUUUACAAAACCCAUUUGUUACUAAUCACGAAAGUGUAUGCAUUAAAACAAAAUAUUUUCAUUGCAAAUUAAAAACAAUUCGAUUCGGGGUAUGAGAUAUUGCAAGAAUUUAACAGUAAAUUUAAUGUUGUGCAGCAACCACAAAGAAACGACAACAACACAAACCGUUGAGCCCAUCAGAAUUGAAUUAAUACGACAGCAGUAUCCACGAAAAAAAGCAAAAAUCUUAUUUAAUUCAAUUAAAUAAUUUCACUUUGUUUGCAUUUAACUAUCAUUUGCAUACAGCAUCUGGUUUUUCUCCCUCAUUUUUUCAAAUGGGCUUUGCUUGUUUUCCGCAAAUUAAAUUUACGUUUUAUGUUCUAGCACAAAAAGUAGGAGCCUUCGCAAAUCCGAGCCCAGCAGCCGGCAGAAGUAUUCACGAUGAUCCUUCUCGUACCAUCAAUAAACUCUAAGCAUUCCGACUGCCCGUAUUUUGGGCUUACUCUUUAUAGUUUUAGCCAUAAGCAAAAACCGGCAACUAAACGCAAUACGAAACGAAAAAGCGAGCAGAGAACAUAAAUCAAAUAAUCUUAAAAAAUGUAGUUAGCAGUGUGUAAGUGCGUCCAGUUGUAAUCCCUAGUAUGUAACACAAGGCAUAAGCACAACUAUGACAAAUGUCCUAUGGCGAUUUCAGUUUCCACUUUUAUACAAAUGUAAAAAUAUUUACAAGCAAUUUUAUGUAAUACCUAUGAUAUUUAGUGUAUAAAUUCGUCUUUUUAUGAAAGGAAAGAACGCCGCUAAGCGAAUGAAAAUAAACAAAUUGUAUUCAUUUUUAUUUAAAACAAA